AUGGCUUCCGCAAUUCAAAUGAUGGUGCUCAAUCAACAAGGGGAUACGCUUCUGGCAGUAACGCAAACCGGGCUGUGUUAUGUGUGGUCAGUGGAUGCAGAGGCUCUGGACGCUCUUCAGAAAGUGAUGGGAGAUGCACUUGCAUUGACGCCAGGGGCAGCAGCGAGCGCUGCUGCCGCUGCGUGGCGCGGCAGCCGCAACAGUUCGCUGUACGCAAGGAGAGACUCUUUCUUCACUUCCCCCGUCGGAGACGAGCUGCUGCAGCACGGGGUCUUCGAGGCUUCUCAGGUGUAUGUACACCUCCUGCUGAACUCCCCGUCACCCCGCUGCGUCCUUGGCGCGGAGGGGAAGGGCUUUGCCGUUCUGGGUGCAGCGAUCAGUGGCAGUGGAAGCGCCAGCACGAGCAGGAUCGGUGAUGACUUGCAAGCCGUAGAGUUUCUGCAGGACGGCAAACUUGUUGUGGCCGCUGCCUCCUGCCCCUCUGCGUAUCCUCUGGGGAUCUACGAGACGCAGAAGGGGCAUCUACUUGCAGCCUUUGCAGCCACAGCUGUCGGCAUUCCUUCCAAAUCUAGCAGCAGCACAAGCCCCUCUGGUUGCAGCGGAGUGCAAGGAGGAACUGCAGUGCUGCUUUGCAACUUCACAGCUCUUGCUCUUGAUCGCUCACGCCCCCCCCCCAGCGUGGCUAGCUCCACCCCAGCCACAGCCGUUGCUAAGGGCCGCUAUCUUGCGGCUGCGUCGGAUGUGGGUGGCUGUCUCGCCAUGGCCUUUAUAGAGGACGAAAAACUAGCAGAGCUGCAUCGACACUAUGACAGCUGUGCGAAGGAAGAGGAGCAGCAAGCAGCUGCCGGAGGACGUGCAGACGCAACACCUGCUGACCAGAGAGCCCCAGUGGUGCCUCAGAUCUUGCCGCUUCAGGCUUUCUUCAUCAACGAGAGAGCAGUCAUGGCCGUGUCGCUCGUAUGGCGUCCUCGUCGAAGGAUGCUUCCCAGCAGCAGCGUCACCAGCAUUCACUUGCUGCUAGGCUGCUCUGACGGAUUUAUAAGGGUCUGCGCCUUCGUGCCGCAGACGCUUUCAAAGCAGCAGCUGCAGCAGGACAGGCAGAUUCAAGUGAUGUUUCCGCUACUGCGGCUGAAGAGUGUCACGCUAGCGAGGAUUGCAUGCGGCAUGCAAAAUGCGAGUGUGUGCGACAUGGUGUACGUACACCUGAGCAACCGGCGUGCGGUGCUGAUUGCGAGCUGCAACGCCACUGACUUACCUGCGGAUGGCAGCGCUCCUGUAGCUGUAUCAGCACUGGCAGGGGACAGCAGCAACAGCAGCAGCAGCAACAGCAGCAGCAGCAACAGCAACAGCAAUGGGGGGGGGUUUUACGAGGUUCGAGUCGCGGAGCCUACCCAAGAGGGACUAGAGACUGUCACUGAGGUGCUGCAAAGACACGCAGACUUUAUUGUCGGUCUCGCUGCUUCUUCCACCGGAGCAACAAUCGCGUCACUCUCUGUGGAUGGUAAACUCGUGGUUCGCACCAACAGGGAUGCACUGGCUACUACCCCCCCCGCUGCCACUGCCAUCGCGUCUAACCGAACAGCGUCCAGUCAUCGGUCUGAGCAAAGCGCAGCAAGCCUUGCUGCACAACGAGGCACUCCAGCCGCAGGAGAGGCUCCAGCGCAAGCUGAAGCCUCCAUGUUGAGUGCAACUGGUGCAGAGGAAGCAGCGGCAGCAGACACUGCAGUGGCAGAACGCGAUGCGGCACUCAGUGACCUUGCAAAAACAGCCACUGCAUUAGAACCAGCUAUACAGGGUGCAGCAACUGCUUGCAUGGAAUAUUUCAAGGCUACAGAAUACGCUGUCACCGCAGCUGCAUCAGCAACACACAGUGCAUUUAAAAAUUUUUUUUCACGUUACUUGAUGGCUAUGCGGCAAGCUGGUCGCCACUGCGGCAACAAACGGCUGAAGGAACUGCUUGCUGCCAUAGAUCGCGCUGCUGCAGCAGGAGCUUCAGAUACUGCUGUUGCUGCAGCAGCACGUUCGCCGCAUACACCUGGGGCCACUGCCCGAUUUCUUGUUAGUGAACUUCUCAUGGGUCCUGUACGCGAUGCAUCUUAUAUCCCUCCAGUUGCUGCAGGUGUUGCUCUUGUUACACGGCAUUCUCUUUUUGGUACUGCAGGUGCUGCUCCAGGAACCGUUGCUACCUUUUUUGCUGCCCUUGCCCUCUCCCAUGGGCUUCCUACUGAAUCAUAA
This is a messenger RNA of Cyclospora cayetanensis, 2235 nucleotides long. RefSeq lists its product as uncharacterized. Lineage: Eukaryota; Apicomplexa; Conoidasida; Eucoccidiorida; Eimeriidae. The transcript is spliced from 9 exons. The record is from RefSeq and is a predicted model, not a curated record. Bases 1 to 2235 code for a protein of 744 amino acids.